GAAAACCCCCAAAAAAUGUUGGGCUUCGAUUUGAAAUAAUUUUUGGUCUUUUUUUCUUUUUUUCUUUUUACAAAUGGUGAAUAAUUUCAAUUUAAUAGAAUAAAAUGGUCUCAAUUAUGCUUUCAACUAUAGUAAAUUUAUAGUAUUGAGCUCCAUUUGAUUGGGGACAGCUGAUUGCUCUGUGAUCAAGAGAAGUUCUGGAAGAAAGAAGCUGGUUUCAAUAGCCGCAAUUCCAAAGGGGAAUUGAAUGAAGAAGAGACUUGACGACGACAAGAUGACCGUAGAAAUGUCACUGAGGCUCAAACCUCUCUUACAGCGUCUCUGAUGAAGAUGAAUGGAAACAAAGAUGUCUUGAAGAUAAAACAAAAACAUUAUGGGAGGCAAUCCAUCAGCAGAACAACAACACCUCCUGAAGAAGGUUCAAGAAUUUGAAGCAGAACAAUUAUAUCUCAAAGAAGAGAUCUACAAAUUAACCCUUUCGUCUUCUUACAUACCUAGUAAAUCAGGUUUCAUUAAAAGAUCCAACUGUGCACGAAAUGACAGUGUUGCUGGUGAUGAUGAUGAGGGAAAUAGUUGUAACUCUGAUAAUUGGAAAAUGGGUUCUGCUUCAUUUGGAUUUUCACCCCCUUUACAGAGUCAGAGUAGGAGGAGAAGACCUAGAGCCGAGUUUUCAUACCCUAAUACAGGAAUUGAAACUUCUGUUCUGAGUUUUACUGAUAAGCAGUUUUUGAAUAUCUUGCAGUCUAUGGGUCAGUCUAUUCAUAUUUUUGAUACUACUGGUUGCAUAAUUUACUGGAAUUGCAUGGCAGAGCUCCUCUUUGGACACUCUGCAUCAGAAGCGCUUGGCCAGAAUGUCUGUGAGUUACUCGUACAUUCCCAAGACGCUGAUGAAGGAAAUGAAAUAGUGGAGAGGAUUAUCGCGGGAGAAGAUUGGACAGGACAGUUCCCAGUAAGGAAUAAAGUAGGGGAAGCUUUUUGUAUCAUUGUGACCAGUACCACAUUAUAUGAUGAUAAUGGUAGAUUGGUAGGGAUUAUUUGUAUAUCAGGUGAUGCAGAUCCCUUUAGAGAUGUUUUCGUUCCAUUUUCUGGAAAAAUUUCUCCUAAAGGGUGUUCAAACUCUAGAUGGCUUAGGAGUUGUAGCCCAACAGUUCAACCUGGUGUUAAUACUCAGCAACCUCUGCAAGAUAUGGUCGCCUCAAACAAAUCGAAUUUGGCAUGUAGAGUGUCCAACAAAGUUUGGUUUGAAAUGAAGACUAACGAGAACACUUUGGGGCCGGAAGUCCAGUCUGGAGAUAGCGAUUAUUUUUAUCACAGGAAGGAUCUAAGUUCGAGUAGAGCUAGCACACCUAGACGAGGCAUACUCCCGUCUCCCUUUGGUGUUCCUAUCAAAGAUACCCUAGAGAGAAGAUCCCUUGAACAACCUGUCAGAGAUUCUGGUCGCGAUGAUGGUGAUGGGGUGAUUGGGACGUACAAGAAAAUAACCUCUAAGGCAGAGGCUUGGAUUAGCAAAAAGGGGAUAUCAUGGCCAUGGAUGGGAAGUGAGCAGGAUGCGUUGGUAGCGCGGACUACCCAUGAUGUCAUUCCAUUCGCGAAUCAUGAUGGUGAAAUUUACUUUGAUCAACAGAAGAAUUCUGAUUUUAACGAAAGGCUGGGGUUCCAGGUUGUUGGUAAUAACCAGUUAGAAUGUGAAGCCCCAGGUUCUUUGCCUCCUUCUAUUGUCAAACGUACAAGCAGUGUGAGCACAAGUGGUAAUAAAAGAAGCAGUGGUAUUCGUAAAGUUGACAGGGAAACAUGUUCCUUGGAUUAUGAUAUCUUGUGGGAAGAUUUGACAAUCGGGGAAAAAAUCGGUCAAGGUUCAUGUGGAAGUGUGUAUCGUGGUCUAUGGUGUGGCUCGGAUGUUGCACUAAAGCGAUUCUCAAAAGAUGGUUACUCAGAUGACUUGCUGCAUUCCUACAGACAAGAGGUCUUACUUAUGAAGAGGCUCCGGCAUCCAAAUGUACUACUAUUUAUGGGGGCAGUAGCAUCACCUCAGCAUCUCUGCAUUGUUACAGAGUUCCUGCCACGUGGAAGUUUGUAUCAGUUGCUUCGGCGGGGCUCUCAGAAAUUAGAUUGCAGGCGACGUAUUCUCAUGGCUUUGGACAUUGCACGGGGUAUGAAUUAUCUUCAUCUUUGCAACCCACCUAUUGUUCAUCGUGACUUGAAGUCAUCAAAUCUGUUGGUUGAUAAAAACUGGACUGUGAAGGUUGCCGACUUUGGUCUCUCAAAAUUCAAGCAGCAAACAUUUCUGUCAACCUUGACCGGACGAGGAACGCCGCAGUGGAUGGCUCCAGAGGUUCUCCGUAAUGAUCGGUCAGAUGAGAAGUCUGACAUUUAUAGUUAUGGAGUAGUAUUGUGGGAAAUUGCCACACAAAAGAUCCCUUGGGAUAACUAUAACUCAAUGCAGGUGAUUGGAGCUGUAGGAUUCAUGGACCAACGACUUGACAUUCCAAAAGAAAUGGAUCCAGAAUGGGCCUCUAUAAUUGAGAGCUGCUGGCAAAGUGACCCAGAACACCGACCAACAUUUCGGGAACUGGUUGAGAAAUUAAAGCAUCUGCAGAGACUUCAAGCCCAAGCAUCCCGCUUAGCACAAGGCAGUGAAACUACAACGUCGGCACUAGAUAUUUGAAUUCGUUGCACAACAUCAGCACCAGAAAUGUCUGGUGGAUGGCUGGAUUCAUGGUCAUAUUUCGAGGUUGUGUUUCAACCUCUAGAACUCAGAUUGGGGCGUAGAACUUGCACUUGACAUGACAUUAUGCUGCUCUUUCCGGUUGGAACAGAAGCAUCGAACUUUUAUGCUGUAUAAAAGGAACACCGUUUUUUUUUCCUUGUGUAAAACAAGUGUUUUGUGACAUUACCCAGUAAACUUGUUUUUGCUUAA
Papaver somniferum (opium poppy) is the source of this 2917-nucleotide messenger RNA. RefSeq names its product probable serine/threonine-protein kinase SIS8. NCBI's taxonomy places the organism in Eukaryota, Viridiplantae, Streptophyta, Magnoliopsida, Ranunculales, Papaveraceae. Gene Ontology annotation, biological process: regulation of DNA-templated transcription; protein phosphorylation. Gene Ontology annotation, molecular function: ATP binding; protein kinase activity. The coding region runs from base 374 to 2665 and encodes 763 amino acids. The record is from RefSeq and is a predicted model, not a curated record. The transcript is spliced from 15 exons.